Molecule: messenger RNA, 924 nt
Organism: Arachis duranensis
Lineage: Eukaryota; Viridiplantae; Streptophyta; Magnoliopsida; Fabales; Fabaceae
Product: protein FAR1-RELATED SEQUENCE 5-like
Exons: 2
Coding region: 1-924 (307 amino acids)
Biological process (GO): regulation of DNA-templated transcription
Molecular function (GO): zinc ion binding
Source: RefSeq, a predicted model, not a curated record
AUGCAAGGAAAGGCACCACAAUCUGUUAUCACCGAUGGGGACCCGGCCAUAUGGAUAUCGAUUCAGUCCGUUUUAACUUAUGCGCAUCAUCGGUUAUGCGCUUGGCAUCUUCUGAGAAACGCGACGUUUAACAUAUGCGACCCAAGAUUCACACAAUUCUUUAAACACUGCAUGUUGGCUGAUAUGGAAACUGAUGAGUUUGAAACGCAUUGGGAGUCCAUGGUCAACGACUGUGGUGUUGGCGACGUUGACUGGGUGAAGGACUUGUACAGUAAAAAGUAUGCAUGGGCAUCAGCUGAUAUUCGAGGUAGAUUUUUGGCCGGGGUACGGACUACUUCUAGGUGCGAGUUACUACACGCCAAACUUGGUAGGUUUGUUGAGAGCCGGUACGGUGUUUUGGAAUUUGUUAGAAAAUUUCAGAUGUGUGUCAAUUUUCUUCGUGACAAAGAGGACGAGCUGGAAUUUUGCUCUUUGUAUGGUACACCUGUAUUACAGACCGAUUUUGUUGAGUUGAAAAAGUCGGCGUGGAUGAAGUUCACUCGUGAAAUGUUUGCUAGAUUUAGGGAAAGCUUGAAACGGGAGCCUACUUCUAACAUAUUUAGUUGCAUGUGCAUGCGAAUGGAGUCGUUUGGUAUUCCAUGUGUGCACAUUGUGGCCAUGUGUGUCUGGCUAGACUUAGGGGAAAUUCCUGAAAGCAUAGUUCUGCGCAGGUGGUCCAAGACAACUAAAAUAGAUAUCGAAAAUGAAAACAUUGACCACCACACUGCUGACCAAAGCGUGACCUAUAAAACAAGGUUAGGUGCGUUUUCGCAGCUAUGCAAGCGGUUGGGCAAGGUGGCUUGCAUGAGUGAUAAGGACUUCAAGCUUUACUCGAAGAAACUUUUAUCCGAUGCUAUUUUUCUUGAAAUCAAGUAUGGCCUUUGA